Molecule: messenger RNA, 1894 nt
Organism: Arachis ipaensis
Lineage: Eukaryota; Viridiplantae; Streptophyta; Magnoliopsida; Fabales; Fabaceae
Source: RefSeq, a predicted model, not a curated record
CUUUGUAGCUAUGGAAGACCCUGAGUCAGUUGCCACACUGAUAGAUUCUACAACUUCUAAGAUACAACAGCUCCAGAAGGCCUUUGCUGAACUUGAAAGCUAUCGAGCUGUCACGCUCAACUUGAAAUGGAAAGAGCUUGAGGAGCAUUUUCAUGGUCUUGAGAAGUCCCUGAAGAGGCGUUUUCAUGAAUUGGAGGACCAAGAGAAAGAGUUUGAGAACAAAGUGGUGAAAUCUCGGGAAAUGCUGGAGAAGCGCGAAGCUGCUGUAUUUGCCAAGGAGCAAGCUUCUUUGGAGAAACUUCAAGAGAAAAGAGAUGAUGCUUUAUUCGCUAUUGUUAAUGCCCGAGAAAAGCACAGGAAGGUUUCAUCAAAAGAAUCAGCUAUUGUCUCUAGUGUGAGUCAGGGGACACUGGGAGUGGAGGAAAAACCAGUGGAAGCUGCAUCUGUUGCGGGGGAAGGGAACUUUGGAGAUAUGAAAUGGAAUGUGGAACUUAUGGCCUAUCCAGAGUUGGUUAAACUGUGUAAAGAGAUGGAUGCUGGAGGUCUUCACAAAUUCAUCUCGGAUAAUCGUAAGAACCUUGCUGCUGUAAGGGAGGAAAUACUACAUGCAUUACGAGUUGCCCCUAAUGCUGCCCGUUUAGUCCUGGAUUCUCUGGAAGGGUUUUACUGUACAGAACUGUCAAAUCAGGAUGUAAAGAAGGAUGCUAACUUGUUGGGUCUUCGUCGAACCUGUAUCAUGCUGAUGGAAUGUCUAAGUGCUUUCUUGGCCAACUCAGAUUUCGCUUCUAAUGUAAUUUCAGAAGAUAUCAAAGAGAGGGCAAAGGCAGUUGCUGAAGACUGGAAGCCUAGAUUGGAGGCUCUUGACAUGGAUGCCAGCAAUGGGAAUUCCUUGGAGGCUCAUGCCUUUUUGCAGCUUAUUGCCAGCUUUGGUAUUGCCUCUGAUUUUGAUGUUGAUGAGUUAUCCAGGCUAAUUCCAAUGGUGUCUCGCCGUCGCCAAACCGCUGAUUUAUGCCGCAGCCUUGGGUUAUCAGACAAGAUGCCCGGUGUAAUUGAAGUUUUGGCGAAUAGUGGGCGACAAAUUGAUGCAGUUAACCUGGCUUUUGCAUUUGAUCUUACAGGACAGUUUUUGCCAGUUCCUUUACUGAAAUCUUACUUAAAAGAUUCCAGAAAAGUUUCUUCACCAGUCAGAAGUGUUAACUCUUCUCCUGCUGCACAGAUUGAGGUUAACGAGCGAGAGCUAGUUGCUCUUAAGGCUGUAAUCAAGUGCAUUGAAGAGCAUAAACUUGAAGAUCAGUAUGCUCUUGACCCUCUCCAAAAACGAGUUCUUCAACUAGAGAGGGCCAAAGCGGACAAGAAGAGGGAAACUGAAGCUACAAAGCCUCAACCUAAGAGACCCCGCGCCAAUGGCGUGGGAUAUGGUCCCCGAGUUACUAACUUCCCUUCUGACAAAACCUCCUAUGCUAGAGUUGCUGACAGGUACCCACCACAGUAUGUUUAUGACCGACCUUACAUGUAUCCUGCACCAACUGACAAUCAUUGUCCUCCUCUCUUCGGUUCUGCCACGUAUAACAUCUCUGCUAGCCAUGGAAACUACUUUGGAAAUGGGUAUCAGUAUCAAGCUACAUAUCUCCACUAAGUUAGCAAGCAGAGAUGGUGAAUGCAUGACUUUGAUCCUUCCCUUUAAUGUUGUAGCCUUAAGUCUUAACCCUUAAGCAGCUGUUGUAUUGUAUGUUGUACUUUAUCAAUGUAAUAUUUAAGGAUCCUGAAAACGAGAUAAAAUGACAUGUUAAAAUUUAACUUCGCAGUAGAACAUAUUCUGAAAUCUGAUCCUCUAAUGUAUUAUGUAUGCACGAUCUGUUUAAUUUUUGUAAAAGACACCUUGUUGACUUGUAAA